AUGCUAAUGUCAGCGCUACGUCAGCACCUCCCCGUAGAAUCCGGGAAGUUCCGCAUCGCGCGGGAUUCGCGCGUGGGAUUGGUGAUCGUGGAUGAAGUCAACGGCUUUUGCACUCCCGGCGCGGGGAAUCUGGCCCCUCCUGUCAGAGACGAGCAGAUAGAGACCAUGGUGUCGCGAACAUCCUCGCUAGCUAAUGACAUGCUGACACGUGGCAUGCCUGUACUGGCCUUCCUGGACACCCACGAGGCAGACAAGCCAGAGCCACCGUAUCCCCCGCACUGCGUGCGAGGCACGGGGGAGGAGAAGUUGGUAGAGGCUCUGGCGUGGCUUGAGAAGGAAGCGAGCAGGGAAGGAGAAGCCGUUGCAGCAGCAUCUGAUGCUCAUGCCCGUGUGACCAGAGGCAGUGUGACUCUAAUGGAGAAGGACUGUAUUAACGGGUUUGUGGGCGGCAUGCAACCGGAUGGGACAAACAUUGUGAUGCAAUGGGCGAUCAAGCACCAACUAGAACAUAUUAUCGUGGUUGGCAUCUGCACAGACAUUUGCGUCAUGGAUUUCGUGCUGACCGCACUGUCUGCCCGAAACCACGGGUUGUUUGGGCAGCAGCUAAAGGAAAUUGUGGUAGUUGCUCCUGCCUGCUCCACAUACAACCUGCCCCGGCCCGUUGCUGAGAGCCUUGGGAGGGGCGCCACUGCAUCGCAUCCUCAGGAUGCCACCCAUCACUUGGCCCUUGCUCAAAUUCCUCCGCUGACCUGGCCUGGCUGGCUGACGCGGCUCUAUUCUCCUGGUGCUGACGUGGCAGCGGCUGCAGGAGCGGACGAUGAGCCAAUCAUAGUGCCGGAGAUGAUUGAGGGCGCGGAGGUGGUGCCCAAGGGGCCGGACGCGGAAGACGCGGCGCUGCUGGACCGACUAACAGAGAUGGGAACCACUCUUAGCGAGCAGAUGGAGAAAGGCACAGGGAGCGGAGGCGGAUCUAGUGGACGAGGUAGAGAGGAGAUGGAAGCAGUAUGGAGAUGGAAGCAGUAUGGAGAUGGAAGCAGUAUGGAGAUGGAAGCAGUAUGGAGAUGGAAGCAGUAUGGAGAUGGAAGCAGUAUGGAGAUGGAUCCAACCUUUCUCCCGUCCCCUCGUCCCAAUCAUCCCAGGGUGGCCAUAGCAGAGGGAGCGGAGGCGGAUCUACUGGACGAGGUGGAGAGGGGCGUGGGGCUGGUGGAGGCCAUGGCUGCCCAGCCCAACGCCACCCUGUCAGAGCGGUGA
This is a messenger RNA of Closterium sp. NIES-65, 1251 nucleotides long. NCBI's taxonomy places the organism in Eukaryota, Viridiplantae, Streptophyta, Zygnematophyceae, Desmidiales, Closteriaceae. The record is from the annotation of a GenBank genome assembly.